Messenger RNA from Colossoma macropomum (tambaqui), 1251 nucleotides. RefSeq names its product protein shisa-8. The record is from RefSeq and is a predicted model, not a curated record. Gene Ontology annotation, cellular component: AMPA glutamate receptor complex; dendritic spine membrane; postsynaptic membrane. Gene Ontology annotation, biological process: regulation of short-term neuronal synaptic plasticity; regulation of AMPA receptor activity. NCBI's taxonomy places the organism in Eukaryota, Metazoa, Chordata, Actinopteri, Characiformes, Serrasalmidae. Bases 1 to 1233 code for a protein of 410 amino acids. The transcript is spliced from 4 exons.
AUGGCCUUCUACUCUUCUUUCUGUGCUCUUUUAUCUCUCGUCCUGCUGCUCCACACACCCUCUUACGCCCAAAACUCUGUUACCACGGACACCCAGCCGGCCAAUCAGACGGCUGUCCCUUCGGGCUCGCCGGAGCUGACCCUGACCACACCAGGGUCAGAGUCGGACAUUCCGUCAUCAGGGAGCCGCUGCUGGGGUUACUACGAUGUGAUGGGUCAAUGGGACCCCCCCUUUAACUGUAAUGCUGGAAUCUACCUGUUCUGCUGUGGCUCCUGCUUCUACCGCUUCUGCUGCCAGUUCAAAGCCCACAGCCUGGACCAGACCUCCUGCUCCAACUACGACACACCUGUCUGGGCCAACACGGGCAAGCCGGCCUCGCCAGUCACUGAGGUCCAGCAGCAGCAGGACAGGGACCGCACACAUAUGAUAGUCUACAUCAUCUGUGGAGUGGUGGCCAUCAUGGUGCUGGUGGGCAUCUUCACCAAACUGGGGCUGGAGAAGAGCCAGGGGGGGCAGACCGACAUGAGCAACUCCAGGACCUUGACAGAGCUGUUGAAGCAGCCUGGGGAGGUAGGGGGUGUGGACAGAGGGGGAGGGCUUCAUCCAAUUGGAUCCAAUGGCAUCACUGGUCGGUCAAUGCGGACCAACAAUGAUCAUAAUCAUCUGAAUAACGCUGCUCUUCCGUCUCUUGGUCCUGCUAUCACUCUCUCUCAUCCCCAUAAUAACUUGGGUGUGGGAUUCAACAAGUAUUCAUCUCUCAAAACCCAGGAUACGACUGCCAGAGACUACUACAAGAGUUACCCCAUGGUGGACUACACACACCGUCAGUCUUCUCCUGCAACCUUUCAACCCAUCGCUUUCCAUCCCAAGGACAAGCCGUUCCUACCUCCUCCGGACAUCCACGCCCCCCUCGCUAUUACCAUCACGCCUGCCCAGUUCCCUAAGCCUAAGAUCUCCAAAACCAACACCCAUCCACUUACAUCCAGCUCAGCCUUCAAGGCCUGGGACCCCAGUAGGAGCCCUGCCCAGCAUCAGGUGCCCCUCAUGGGCCAGCCACAACUCCCACAGUCCCACCCCAACAGCCGGCGCCAGGCCUACUCCAACAAGCGCCAGUUUAGCAUAGAGACACUGCCAGAGUUGUUUUCUCAGCCACUGGCCUAUGGACAAUCCCCUCACCUCCUCCCUAAACACAAGGGGCUGCCCACAAACAGCAAGACUGAGGUGACCGUGUGAAAGCAGAGCUAGAGUGAU